Molecule: messenger RNA, 2673 nt
Organism: Trypanosoma cruzi
Lineage: Eukaryota; Euglenozoa; Kinetoplastea; Trypanosomatida; Trypanosomatidae
Exons: 1
Source: RefSeq, a predicted model, not a curated record
CGGGAAGAGAUUCGUACCAAAAAAAUGCGGAAGCGAUUUAUUGAUAAUCUUAUCUAUGAUCGAUUUCAAGUUAUUAGUUUUUCCAGGGAGUUUGCCGUUUCGUCCUUUCGGACGCCCAACCCGGAGGAGACGAUUCAACGAUUGAAGGGAGAGAUCAAUGAAUUACUGGCCCACGAUGCAAACGAAGAGGCAAUAUUUAAGGCGGAUGACAACGACAAAAAAGAGGGCAACAAUGACCUGAGCAAAACCACUGGCAUGAAUACUGAGGGAGAAAGUGCUGAGGGGAAAGAUGGUUUGUUAUCCACAGCCAGUGGCAUUGCACAAUGGCUUCUCACAGAGGAGAAAAAGUGGCAGGAACAAGUGAGAAUGACGAGGCGGGAAAGUGAACUGCUGACGACAACUAUGCGUCAGUACUUAAACAAGAUGGAUGAGCGCCGCGAGGAACGUAGGCGCAGGAAGAGGGGAUACGAGAUACUUCUCACGUAUAAGCCUGACCCUGCGGUAGAGGCAGCUCAGCUGGAGGAGGAAAUGCGAAAUGAGGUGGCACGUCGCGGUGAAUGCAUAUUGCGAACGGAUCCAUCGUAUCAUUUGACGCCGUCGGCAGUUUCGAAGCUUCGUCAGUUGAUUGGGCUUGAGGAGAUGAUGUUGAAUCUGCGCAGUGGGUUCACAAAGAAACUGCUUCUCCUUAGAGAUGAAAAGGCAACAUUGUGCAAGUCCCUUAAUGUUCUUCUGCAUCGAAUACGGGAGAUCAAUGAUGUAAUGAAGGAGGAAAACACUCAGUCAGCGGAUGUUCACCUCUUGCCGAUUGAGAUGCCGGAGCAGCGCUUUGCCAUUGACCGGGAUGGUCUUGACGCCUUUGUAAGGCAGCGACAAUUGGAAAAAAUGCGGGAGGACUUGGCAAAGAAGGCCCAGCGUGGGUUUGGUGCCGAUCUUGCGGGAACCCAGGCGUCCGCAAAGAAUGAGCUGAUGGCCACCGUGACCUCCACUGAAAAGGGAGAGAUCCAGAAAAACACCCCCAGUCAAUUUUCGAUUUUUGACACCCCUUCAACUGGGCAUCGUCGGGCGAAAAACCAGACGGUGACAUCCAUCCAUAAAGCCUCGCGGGGGUACAGCACGGCCGUUCUUGCGGCAGCUGCUGUUCGCGAACGCAUGGACUACGAGCUGCGUGUCAAACUAGAGAAUGUUAAGCUCACAGAAGCGGAGGAGGAGGAGCAACAGAUGGAAAGACAACGACUGGUUGCCGAGCGCCAGCGUCUCCAGUGCCGUGUGGAUUCGAUGAUGCAUGCAUUCGACCAGCGUCUUUGGAACUUGUAUGAGGAGCGUGCUGAGGUGGACGCUGAUCUCUGCCUUGCUGAUGCUCGUUCCUUAUUGAUGCUUCAUGAGUAUCAAAUUCUUCUUGUGUUCCGGCAAAAGGACCGUGAAUUACGGCUGCAAUAUGAGGAGACAAAGCGGUCCCGCGAAGAACGGAACAAGGAAAUGGUGGAACUACAGAAAGGGAUAGGGGAGCAGGCGGGUCUGAUUGAAAAGUUGCAGGAGAAGAACAAAGCCUUCCGUCACGAAGGGGAGUACUUCAUCGAGUCUAACUUCCCUGCGGAGCAUGUGCCAUAUGUUACAAAGGUGUUUUUGCGACAGAUUAAGCGGCGGAAGCAUCUUGGCGAUGUUUCUUCAGAUGAUGAUGAUAUCACAAGCGAUGACGACGAUGAGGAUGUGAACGAGGAUGACCUCUGGGAGGAAGCGUGUCCUUCCAACUGCUCGGCAGAUCGUUGGCAGGAGGUGCUCGCGAUGCGAGAGAAGCGGCUUGACUACGUGGAUGCCAUCGCAGAAGGGCGACGGAAGCAGGAACAAAUGCAGCGUCGCAUCGAGGAACACAAGCAACUGUCAGAGAAACUUAACAACGCCUUAUCCUUGUCGCUACAGGCGAUUGAAGACUUCAAGGGCGAGAAGCGUAAACAGCUGAAUAUGCUGCACACGCUUGUGGCCUUGCGUUGCAGUCAAGUGCAGUGUCUCGAAGAGGAUGAGAAGUGCCCUGACACAUUCCGUCGUGACGAUCUUGUUGUCGUCUCUGACCAUGCGCUGGCGAAGCUGCGCCAUAGGAUUGAAGAAUUGGCGGAGGAGAAGCGGGACCGUCGGACAAAUUUAAAAGAAAUGAAGAUGAAGCUGCAGCAGCUGCAACGCGAGCGGUCGGCAAAACAGACGUUGCACGCUCAGUGGGAGGAAAAAGUAUACGAGGCGAUGCUGCUGAAAUUCGGGCGUAUUGUGAACUUGGAGCUGCUGGAAUCCAUCAGCGGUUGCAGGGAGGUGGAGGAGCUGAAGGAGCGACUGCGUAUGGAGGAACUUGCCUGGGAGCGGGAGAUUCGAAAGCGCGAGAAGAAAAUUUUAUCACUGCGGGAGACUCUGCAGAGUCGACUUGUGCACAACACCCACCUCCUACAUGACCUCGGUGACCAGGAAGACGACCGGCAGGAAGUGGAGCGGUCGCUGUCGCAGGCCACGCAGAAGGUCGUGAGCCGAAUGUAUGACGGCUCGAACGUCGCCACGGCGGAGGACCGACGCAACCUCAAGUUUCUCAUUGCCGCACAGCAGGAGGAGAUUGACGCCCUGCAAGCGGAAGUUAGUCUGCUGCGCAGCAAAGGUGGAUAUCUCUACACUCCUUCUCCUUCAUUCCCCACAUAA